CAGAUUGUGGUGGACUCUUGUCGCCAAAGAUCUUCAGAUAACUAACUAGUCGGACAUCUUGGAUUAUUCAGUGACUCAUUUCCUAUGAUGAGGGCCUUAAAGGCCUUUAAAGCCCACACGUCUCGACAACAAUUGAAGAAGACUCCGGAAAGUUCAGUUUGAAAGGGGCUCAGUCUGCUGUGCUACACGACGCGCAAGCCUCAGCCAUGGCUACAGAACGCUGUUUCACUGUCCCCAUCGGAGAGAUCGACCAUUCCGACCCAAAUUGGAACCGGAGGAAAGAUGCCAUUCCCUCCACCAUCGUGAUAGGAAAAAUGUGGGUGGACGGUGAAGGAUACAGAUUCACCCGGUUGACGGAAGAUCAAGUCCUUGUGGACUUUGAUCAUGAGUCUGCGAAAAAUCCGGUCAAUUGGACUCAUAGAAAGAAAAUGUACACCGUCCUCACAGCACUCUUUCUGGUGCUCAACUCUGGAAUAUCGUCCUCUUUACCCAGCAAUGUCGUUCCAGCGAUGAUGCGCGAAUUCAAUGUCACAGGUGACCCGCAGAAGGUUCUCCCCACCGCUGUCUUUCUUAUUGGAUAUGUCGUGGGUCCCUUGUUCUUCAGUCCAUUGAGCGAGACAAUAGGGAGAAGGCCCGUUCUACUUUGGAGCUUCACCGUGUUUCUUUUGGCCACGAUAGCGUGUACCUUCGCCCCGAAUUGGCCAGCGAUGUUGGUAUUUCGAUUCCUAUGCGGAGCCAUGGGGGCCGCUCCCCAAACCGUGGUAGGUGGAGUCUACGCUGAUAUGUUUGAGACUCCACGUGCUCGGGGCCGAGUAAUGGCAUUUUAUAUGGCGGCGGCGAGCUUUGGUCCGAUUGUUGGCCCUAUUAUUUCCGGCUGCAGCGCGCAGUACGGCUGGCGAUGGUCAUUCCGCAUCGAUCUUAUCCUUGUUGGCUGUAGCUGGCUUAGUUCGCUUUUCCUGCCAGAGACAUUUAGUCGGGUUAUUGUCAAGAAGCAUGUCGCCUUACUGAACAAGCAGUCAUCCACCCAUAGCUAUGUCUCUCAGCGAGAGUUGCAGAGUGCCGCAGUUCAAUGUACCUUGAAAGAGACUUUGACGAGACCGAUCACCAUGAUGUUCACUGAGCCAAUUAUCCUUUUCACUGGGAUAUACUUGGCUUUUGCUUAUGGGCUUAUUUUCUUUUGCUUCCAGGCAUACCCUAUAAUCUUUGAAGGUACCUACGGUUUCAAUGUCAAGCAAACAUCGCUGUGCUAUUUGCCCAUUGGAAUUGGCGCAGCAUCCUCUGGCCUUGUCUCGUUGUACUACGACGUCAUCUAUGAGCGAGCCAAAGCGCAAGGGAAGAAAUGGACGACCAUUCCGGAGUUACAGAGACUCCCGGUAGCCUGCAUUGGCGGACCAUGUCUCACCAUUAGUCUCUUUUGGCUAGGAUGGACCGCCAACCCACAGAUUUACUGGCUGGUGCCGGUGCUCUCGGGUCUGUUCUUUGGCUUCGGAUACCAGAUAAUCUUCAUUUCGCUGUUGACCUAUGUCACCGAUGCGUACAAGAUCUAUUCUGCCAGUGCGUUAGCAGCUUCUGUGAUCACGCGGAGUAUUCUGGGUGCCGUCUUCCCCUUGGCAGCUGAUCCGAUGUAUUCAGCGCUUGGCGUCGGAUGGGGGACAUCGGUCCUGGGCUUUGCAAGCAUGGCCUGCAUUCCCAUUCCACUGGCCUUCCUCUAUGCCGGAGAGUGGAUCCGCAAGAGAAGCACAUUCUGCCAGCAGCUGCUGAAAGAUGACAGCGCCACAGAAGAUAACCACGUCACACGCCCUGUGACUCCGGAAGCCGUUUGAAUUACUCGUGUCACCCAAGCGGGUGUCUGUCUCUUCUCCGCCAUCUACCCAUUGUGGGAUAUAUACCUACGCAUAUUCCCGAAAACGCUUGUUGAGUUCUCUGAUCUUACGCCUACGCUCAAAACAGCCCAGAUCUAGAGGCUAUAUCUUCUCGACAUGACUUCCAAGCAGUGUCAUCCUCCAGUCAGGACAUUCGACUUUCAUUUUUCACCUUUUUCUUCGAACAAAAUCACUAAUUUCAAGACUAAUAUCGACGACAGUCUGUCCUUGCACAAAUGUUCCACAGCAACCGUUGGGGUUUGCGCUAAGGAUGCAUGGAGGCUUUCGGUUAUGGAUAAUGAUUUUCGGCAGCAUAGAAUUAACGGCCUAAUGUGACAGAUAGACCUAGAUGACCUAAUGCAUAUUUACUUAGCCUGAAUGCAU
This is a messenger RNA of Aspergillus welwitschiae, 2246 nucleotides long. Its product is annotated as putative MFS multidrug transporter. The transcript is spliced from 7 exons. NCBI's taxonomy places the organism in Eukaryota, Fungi, Ascomycota, Eurotiomycetes, Eurotiales, Aspergillaceae. Gene Ontology annotation, biological process: transmembrane transport. The coding region runs from base 207 to 1823 and encodes 538 amino acids. Gene Ontology annotation, molecular function: transmembrane transporter activity. The record is from RefSeq and is a predicted model, not a curated record.